AUGCUGCUGAUCAUUAAAGCUCUACUUUUAGCUGCUCUAGGACAUUUUAUCAUAAUUUCAGCUGCUCUAGGACAGGAUCACAGAGAUGCUGCUGUUGCUGCUGCAAGGAAGAUAUAUCCAUUGGAUAUGGCACCAAAUUCAGUUGAUGAUCAAUAUGAAGGUUGUAGAGAGAAAAUGGCAAACCUGGUGGUGAAAAAAUAUCUAAAGAAAGAAUUUAAAGAUGCUUCGAAAAAAGAUAAUAAGAAUGCCACACCACCAGAAGAUAACUUGACAAGUGAUCAUUUAUCCGCCAUUUACAUUUACACUGGCAAUCAUGUAUAUAAUAAGUUCACUAAUGCUGUUCGCAAUGAAAAACAAAACUACAAAGACAAGACAUUUGAAUGGUAUUCACUUCACUUUUUCUUAACCGAUGCGAUACAGAUUCUGAAUAAAGCACAAAAUGCAUGUAUUUCAACUUUUCGUGGUACAAAUGUUAAAUUUAAUUUGGAUGUUCUGAACAAAGAUGUUCGUUUUGGCACAUUUACAUCUUCUUCUCUUGAUCGUGCAGUUGCAAAAGGUUUUGGAAAGGUAUCUUGUUUUGAAAUCAUAACUUGUGAAGGUGCUAAUAUUACAAAAUAUUCUAAUUAUCCUGGUGAGAAAGAGGUGCUGAUUCCUCCAUAUGAGACGUUUAAUAUCAUUAAUGUCACAAACAGAACAGAUGAGAAUAAUCUCUGGUGUAACACGGUUUACACGUUGGAAAGCACUGGAGCAAAAAGUGACCGGAACUGUGCUCUAUUCAAUAAACCAAUCAAAAACUGA
Messenger RNA from Sinocyclocheilus grahami, 798 nucleotides. RefSeq names its product T-cell ecto-ADP-ribosyltransferase 2-like. Gene Ontology annotation, molecular function: NAD+-protein-arginine ADP-ribosyltransferase activity; NAD+ poly-ADP-ribosyltransferase activity. The record is from RefSeq and is a predicted model, not a curated record. NCBI's taxonomy places the organism in Eukaryota, Metazoa, Chordata, Actinopteri, Cypriniformes, Cyprinidae. The transcript is spliced from 3 exons. Bases 1 to 798 code for a protein of 265 amino acids.